CCUCCAGGCCCUAUUGUGAGGACGGUAGAGGGGACGACCGAGGACAAAUCCCCCCCAGGAGGGGCUCCAAAGCCAUCCCAGGGUGCUCUGAGGAGGAAAGAGCCAGCCUGUGCCGGGAAGGCGGCUGGAGCUUGAGGCAGAGCUCCAACCUGGUGGUCCCUGAGCAACCUCUAAGCAGGGAGAAACCCUUCAGGUGCUUGGAAUGUGGGAAGAGCUUCAACCGUAGCUCUGCCCUGCUCCAACACCAGCACAUCCACACUGGGGAACGUCCUUACACGUGUGGGGAAUGUGGGAAGAGCUUUAACCGUAGCUCCAAUCUCUGCACCCAUCGUCACAUCCACACUGGAGAACGGCCCUACAAGUGCUUGAAAUGUGGGAAGAGGUUUCGGACCAGCUCCAAUCUCCUCCUGCAUGAGCAGACGCACACGGAUGAGAGGCCCUUCCGCUGCAUGGACUGCGGGAAGGGAUUCAAGCGGAACUCCAACCUCGUCAGGCACAAGCACAUCCACACUGGAGAACAACCUGGGAAAGCGGUGGGAGAGGAGGGGUAG
Pipra filicauda (Wire-tailed manakin) is the source of this 551-nucleotide messenger RNA. RefSeq names its product zinc finger protein 134-like. The transcript is spliced from 2 exons. Gene Ontology annotation, molecular function: DNA-binding transcription factor activity, RNA polymerase II-specific; RNA polymerase II cis-regulatory region sequence-specific DNA binding. The record is from RefSeq and is a predicted model, not a curated record. NCBI's taxonomy places the organism in Eukaryota, Metazoa, Chordata, Aves, Passeriformes, Pipridae. The annotation marks the transcript as partial. Gene Ontology annotation, biological process: regulation of transcription by RNA polymerase II.